AUGCCACCGCCCGACGGCCGGCGCGGUCUGGCACAGCGCGUGCUCGAGCUGGACGCCGAGCUGGUCAAAGAAGGCCAGGCGCGUACCGCCGUUAGUCUUGAGAGGGACGAGCUUCAGGCGGCGCUCGUGCGCGAGCGCCAGGCCAGGACGCGGCAGGCUGCGGCUGCUGACGACGGCUUGAACAGGCUCGACUCGUCAUCCUCCGUGGUCGGCCAGCUGGUUGCCCAGCACGUGCGGGCGCGCGCCGCAGCCACCAGCGGCUCGGGUACCAAACUGGCCGACAUCCGGCGGCGGGCCUUUGGGCAUCCGUCGCCCUCGGAGGAGCGACCCGUGACACCGCCCUGGCUGCGCUCUGCAGAGACGCUUGGCUCGACGCCGACGCCGCAGGAGGGGCCGGCGCUCGACGAGGCCGACCGGGAGGCGGCCGCCCGGGUUGCAGCCCGCAUUGCGCCCGUGAGUGCAGAGGGCGACGGCUGGGCAAUGGCGUCGGCGGCGAUGGCUCGGCUCGAUGCGCGCGAGGAGGAGGCCGAGGCCGCAGUGGCGGCUGCGCGGGAGGUGGUCGAGGAGGCGCUGCGGCGAGAGCUAGCCGCGGCGAGGGAGGCGGCGGCCGUUGCCUCCGCCUCGGAGUCGGCGCUCCGCGAGGAGCUAGCGCGGAGCUCGAGGACGCGCGCGGCGCAAUCCGCGAUGACGGCAGCCAACGAAAAGGCGGCGGCAGCCGAGGCGGCGGCGGCGGCCCUGACGCAGGCGGCCGCUCGGGAGACGGCGGCGGUCGAGGCGGCAGAAAGGGCAGAGGCGCGAGCGGCCCGCGCCGAAGAGGCUGCCGCCUCGCACAGCGCAGCGAGCCGGGGCAGGUCUAGCGAGCUGGGCAGGUCCAGCGAGCCGGCCGGCCACCCGCGGUCUGCCUUCGUGGCGCAGGCCCAGGCGGCGGCGGCGGCGGCGAGGGAGGAGCUCGGUGCGCAGGCGGUUGCGCACGGCCAGCGUGUGGCGACGCUCGACGGCGAGCUGGAGCGGGAGCGCGCCGCUCGCGCCGCCAGCGAGGAGCGCGCACGGGGCGCCGCACGCGAGCGGGACGCCACCGCCGAGGAGCUGCGGCGCUCGCGGCUGAACGAGGACGCCGCGGCGUCGGCGGCGCGCCAGAGCGACACGCGGCGCGAGCUCUCCGAGGCGCUCGCGCGCGAGGCUGAGUUGGGCGCACAGCUCAAGACGGUGCGCCGACAGCAGCAGCAGCUGGAGGAGGCGGCAAGCAGCGCGGAGAAGGCCGCCGCCGCCGCAAGCGCCACCGCGGCCGAGGCGGCCGCUGACACGUCGCGGGCGGAGGCGGAGGCGAAGCGCGCGCGGGAGGAGGCCGAGGCUGCGCGUGCGGCCGAGGCGGCUGCGCACGAGGAGCUCGCGGCGGCGGUGCGCGAGGCGCCGGCCGCCGGAGAGCCGCCAGGCGCUUCGCCGGAGGCCGAGUCCUUCCGGGCGGAGGCCGAGUCCUUCCGGGCGGAGGCCGAGUCCUUGCGGGCAGAGGCCGACUCCUUGCGGGCGGAGGGCGAGCAGCACGAGCGCGAGAUCGACUCCCUCCGCUCGCAGCUCCGCGACGCGCAGGCCAAGCUUCGCGACGGUGUCCGGCCUGGCGGCGGGCGGGGCACCGCGGCGCACGAGGCGGGCCGCUUCGCCCGAGGAGCCCCGCAGGAGGGGUGGGUGGUGGGAGUGAGCGGCGGUGCGGGCGGGCACGAGCUCGCCGAGAAGGGCCGAGAGAUGGCGGAGGUUGCCACGCGCGCUGCCGCCGCAACCGCCGCGGCAGAGGGGCAGGCGAGCGAGCAGCGUGCGCAGACCGAUGCGGCGCGGCGCAAGGAGGCGGAGGCGGUGGCCGCGACGGAGGCGGCGGGCCGGCGCGCCGAGGGCUUUGCUCGCGAGGCGUCGGCGCUGAGAGAGAAUCUCGGCGCGCGCGAGGCGGAGCUGGAGGCUGCGCUGGAGGCGAUCUCGGCGCACGGAGACAAGGUGGAGGCGCUCACAACCGAGCUGGCCGAGGCGGACGCUCGCCGAGAGGCGGCGGCGGUGCGCGAGGAGCAGGAGGAGGCCUGCGCGCGCGGCCAGUACCCGGUGUUUCUACGUUUGAGGUUUGUCUUUGUGUCUCGUUCAGCUUCAAAAGGAGAGUGCAUCUACUGGGCUGGGUCUCGUUAG
This is a messenger RNA of Emiliania huxleyi CCMP1516, 2166 nucleotides long. RefSeq lists its product as hypothetical. The transcript is spliced from 12 exons. NCBI's taxonomy places the organism in Eukaryota, Haptophyta, Isochrysidales, Noelaerhabdaceae. The coding region runs from base 1 to 2166 and encodes 721 amino acids. The record is from RefSeq and is a predicted model, not a curated record.